AGUCCAUCGGUGUAGUCCAGAGGACAAGGGCACAGCGUCAGCAUUAGCCUUGUUUUCACCCCCGAUAAGCAAACAUGGCGAGGCUCCUGAGGUUAAACGUCAGGAGUUUUGUCACAUCUCAGCUGAGAAUGUCAUCUGACCAGCUGGGUGAGCUGGGUAAAGGUGCAGGAAAAGGUGGAGGAGGUGGAGGCUCCAUCCGAGAGGCAGGUGGAGCCAUGGGCAAGAAGCAAGCUGCUGAGGAGGAGAUGUAUUUCAAGCGAAAAGAGCAGGAGCAGCUGGCUGCGCUGAAGCAGCACCACCUGGAGGAAAUCGAUCACCACAAGAAGGAGAUCGAGCGCCUGCAGCGCGAGAUAGACCGCCACAAGGGAAAGAUCAGGAAGCUGAAGCAUGACGACUGAGAGGAACAAUCCAAAAGAAGUUUAUUUUCACUCGCCGCCCAAAACGCCUUUAUUCAUGACACUGGUUGCUGAUCUGUAAAUGACUGAAAGUUAUUAAAUCUCCUCAUCUGUU
Molecule: messenger RNA, 510 nt
Organism: Fundulus heteroclitus (mummichog)
Lineage: Eukaryota; Metazoa; Chordata; Actinopteri; Cyprinodontiformes; Fundulidae
Gene: atp5if1b
Product: ATP synthase inhibitory factor subunit 1b
Exons: 3
Coding region: 75-398 (107 amino acids)
Biological process (GO): negative regulation of ATP-dependent activity
Cellular component (GO): mitochondrion
Molecular function (GO): ATPase inhibitor activity
Source: RefSeq, a predicted model, not a curated record